AUGCUUCUUACAAACCACUACACGACGCCACCCCACGAACCAGUUGGCCCUAACGACGACAGCACCGCACCAAAACCGUCCAGCCGCCGUCCUUCGCUCGAUCCAGACUCGAGGACGCUCUUUCCUCUCUCCUCCUUUCGACACCAUCCUUACUCCCAUCUGGACCGGACAGCUCCAAGCACAACCAGUGCCUCUAGCUCAAGGAGAGGCUCCCUGACGGAUCCUGCAUUACACGCCACCUGCAGACCUCCACUCUUAUGUAGCUCCCCUCCGCCUUCUCCAUCUCAGCGUUUCACUUCACCCGCCACCAUUCGUCCGUCGACAUCCGAUCAAGCUGAUCUCACCAAUCGUUUCCUCACAUCGCCACCACUGCAGCCCAACGGCAACAACAACAACCAAUACCAUGGCAACAGCAGCACCAAUUUGUCCCCACAGCAACAUGCAUCGUCACCAUGGCGACGAGACUCUUUACCAUCUAUAUCACAUCUAACCCGACAACAACCACUUGCUGCUUCCACAGCAGGAACAGCAACUGCAACAAAAGAGCGUCAUCCGCUGUCCAAUGGAAUGUGGCUUGACGACUUGCCACAAGCGUCACCCUCGGACAGUAUUCGACGACACUCGAUUGCCGUUUCGUCUUCGUCCAAUGGAGCCUAUUAUGGCUCCCCACUGUCAUCGGCUGCAUCAUCGCCUCGAGUACAGCCGCAAAGCCAUCCUUCGCCUCCGCAGCAGUACCAAUACCACCACCAUCAUCAUCAUCAUCACCUCCACCAAGAGCAUGAUAAUAAUAAUAAUAGCGCGCAUCCACUGCGCCACGCAGGUCCCCCACUCACAAGCCGCCAAGAACAACAACAACAGCCACCACCACCACCACCACAGUCGCAACAUUAUCCUCAGGGCGAAGCCUCCAUGUCAAGGCGAGGCAGCACAGCAAUGUAUUCGCGGUCACCGGAACUUCGAGUGAGUCACAAACUUGCAGAGCGCAAGCGGCGUAAAGAAAUGAAGGACCUGUUCGAUGAACUGCGCGAUAUCCUGCCGGUGGACAAGGGUCUCAAGACGAGCAAAUGGGAAAUCUUGAGCAAAGCUUUGGACUAUAUUUCGAUUCUUCAGCAGCGAGAGGACCAGUGGACCCGGGAAUCGGCAGAAUUGCGUCGUGAGUUGGCAUCGCUGAAAAACUUUUGA
This is a messenger RNA of Zychaea mexicana, 1182 nucleotides long. RefSeq lists its product as uncharacterized. Lineage: Eukaryota; Fungi; Mucoromycota; Mucoromycetes; Mucorales; Lichtheimiaceae. Gene Ontology annotation, biological process: positive regulation of transcription by RNA polymerase II. The coding region runs from base 1 to 1182 and encodes 393 amino acids. The record is from RefSeq and is a predicted model, not a curated record. Gene Ontology annotation, molecular function: DNA-binding transcription factor activity; protein dimerization activity. The transcript has 2 exons. Gene Ontology annotation, cellular component: RNA polymerase II transcription regulator complex.